CCAGGCAUGGGCGUUCUCGACACGGUGGCUGGCAUGAUACCAGGCAUGGGCCAGGGGCCCCUCCAUCAUUACCAUCAUGUCGACACUAUCAAGACCGAGCAUAAGCAUGAGCACAACCACCAUCAUGACGAUCUUCAUCAUGACCACUAUCAUGACCACGAUCAUGACCACGAUCAUGAGCACGAUCAUGAGCACUAUCAUGACCACGAUCAUGACCAUCAUCAUGACGACCAUCACCAUCACCAUGAUGACCACCACCAUCACGGCCACUACCAUCAUGAUGACUAUCACGGCCACCAGCAUCACCGCUACCACCAUCAUGACGCCCAUUACAAUCAUGGCCCCUACCAUCAUUACGACCAUCACCAUCACGGCCACUACCAUCAUGACAACCAUCACCAUCACGGCCACCACCAUCAUGUCGAUCACCACCAUCAUCAUUACAACCCCUACCGUCAUUACGACCACCACUUUCAUCGCAACCCCUAUUAUCACCACCAUUAUCCUAUCAAUCCUUUCGACCCUAUCUUUCCUUUUGAUCCUAUCUAUCCUUUCGACCCUAUACUUUAUUUCGACCCUAUCCGUCCUGUCGACACUAACCGUACUGUCGACCCAAUCCCUCCUGUCGAACCUAUCCCUCCUGUUGACCCCAUCCGUCCUGUCCACCCUGCCCGUCCUGUCGGCCCUAUCCUCGGCUAUAGUCCAGUAUUCUAUAUGCCGCAAUCUGCAACGAAUUUCUUGGUUUCCAAAUAUUACCGACUGCCCCAGAGCUAUAUUUCCUACAAUGGCCAGGACAUUGGAAUCAAUGCGGAGAUUGAUGACUGGAGGGACUAUCUGGCCAUGCAGGAUGGGUUAAAGCUACUGAUCCCCCUGCUGCUGUUUCUUUUUUUAGCAAUGCCAAUCAUGGGAUCCCUUUAUUGCUGGUUUUGUGGGCGAUGCAGAAAUUGCAGGACAGGCAGCAAGAGAAAAUGUUACUGCUGUGGCAUCCUACUGGCCGUUGCGGCACUCCUUAUGUUUUUAUUUCUCUUUUUGGCCAUGGUGGCAGCCAGUCAAUUAACCAAGGGCCUGGAGAAAAAUGGGCGCUGUACACAGCGAUCCCUUCACCGUUCCCCCCGACAUCUGUAUGACCCCAACUAUAAACCUUUUUUGGAGCGGAUCGAAGUUCCGUCCGAUGCGGGGGACCAUGCUGAGGCCAUCAAGGAUCUAAUCGAGGUGCUUAAGAAUUUGCACGCAGGAAGGUUGAUUUUAGAGGAGUUCCGGGAUGAGCUGCCCAUAGCUAAGGGGUUGGCUAUUAGGUUUCGGGAUGCGUUGCGUGUCGUCAAACAAAAUCUUAAGGAAUUCCUCAUCUCGCACUGCAACCAACAGCAGUGCGGAGAUUUCUACAGAGACAAUGAGAUCAGGAUGCUAGACGAGGGAUGUCUGCACUUUGAUAGAAUUCCCUCAACAGAAGACUUGAUCAAGUCCAUUAACGAAAUUCAGGCCAGUAACUUCGUCAACUAUCCCCUAAUGGCUGCUCAACAGAUCGCAACGGCAUACAGGAAUCGCACUGAAAACCAGCUAGUCGCAGUUUUUAAGAACCUCCAUAAAGACGCAUCGUUGGUCGAACACAGAGUAAAAAAGACAAGGCCGGCAAAGGCGAUUAGUCGUAUUCCCGCAGCUGCUCUGCGCCGGAAGCUGGGACUUUCGUGGUAUGGAAGCACGUUGGGAAUGCUCUUGGUGCUUAUGAUUUUGCCCAUCCUCCUGCUAAUUGCUCUUGUGGUGAAACUGUUUAGUCCGAAUGUGGGCAGUGGGUUACUCUGUGCAUUCCUCACUGCCGCCUUCAUGCUUUUCUCGAUACCCCUUGUCCUGGUGCUCUUUUAUUUGGUCCACGGAUUCUUGACGUAUAACAUUUUCUGUUCUGAAUAUCACCAGGUGCCCGAAAAAAGGAUUCAAUUUGAUGAUCGACCGGAUGAUAAUCGAACGGAUGAUAAUCCACGGAAUUAUGAACCACCGAAUGAUAGUCCACCAGAUGACAAUCCACUGGAUGGUGGGUUACCUGUAUUAAGAUCUGAAGAUUCUUUGUAUCCCCCGGGCGAGAAUCCAUCGGAUGAUAAUCCACCUGUCUUAAGAUCUGGAGCUACGUUAAGUCCACUGGAUGAUAAUCCACUGGAUGACAAUUCACUGAAUGAUAGUCCACCAAUUGACAAUCCACUGGAUGAUAGUCCAUCAAAUGACAAUCAACUGGAUGAUAGUCCACCGUAUAACAAUACACCGGAUAAUAAUCCACCGGAUGGCAAUCCACUCGAUGAUAGUCCACCGGAUGACAAUCCACUGGAUGACAAUUCACUGAAUGAUAGUCCACCGGAUAACAAUCCACUGGAUGACAAUCCACCAGAUGAUAAUCCACUAGAUGACAAUCCACUGGAUGAUAUUCCACCGGAUGAUAAUCAACCUGUGCUAAGAUUUGGAGAUACGUUGUAUCUACCGUAUCAUAAUCCACUUGUGUUAAAAUCUGGAGAUACGUUUAAUCAACCGGAUGGUAAUCCACUGGAUGACAAUUCACUGAAUAAUAGUCCACCGUAUAACAAUCCACUAGAUAAUAAUCCACCGGAUGAUAAUCCAACUGUUCUGAGAUCUGGAGAUACGUUGCAGAGGUGUGCCGGUAAUGAGGCCUUGUGCGGUGACUUGGGUCUCAAAGAGUUCUAUGUCAAUACGAAAAGGGAUAUCCGGGCGGCGGCCGAGGACCAGGAGCUCUUGCGGAGUAAGCUCUUCAGCUACAACAGUUCAGAAUUCACCCAAUAUAUGUGCCGAGAGCUCGUGCCGGAGCCCAAACCAGGUCCUCUGCCGGAGCUGAUCAGUAGACUGGCCAACCUGACCAGAAGUGUGGGAUCGCCUCCUUUUCUGUUAAACCAGACCAUCAGGCUGCAAGUCACUCACAAGAAACUGGGGCAACCGCUAGCGGCGAUCAUUCACCGACUGCUGGGUAAACUGAAGCAGCUGGAUCACCUACUGUCCGGCGGAAAUGAAAGCUUUGACACGUACAUGAGCCGACUUCUGGAAAAGAUUAACCAGUUCCAACGCCGGGAUUUUGUUGAUUUUGUUCUGGAUAAUAGAACCAAGAAGUCGAUGAAGAGCUUAGCACAGGCUCGCCAUUUCCAUGGCCAUCACGGGCACCACCAUCACGGGCACCACCAUCACGGGGACCACCAUCACGGGCACCACCAUCACGGGCACCAUGAUGAUCACCACUACUACCAUUAUAACCACGGCGAUAAUCAAACCGAAGAACUUCACCACGAUUAUGAGCACCACCAUCAACAUUACCACCAUCAUCAUCAUGAUGAUAAUCGCACCGAUCAAAGUGAGAAGUUAGCUCCGUUCCCCUUACAUUCGUAUCCCUAUGUAAGCUUUGAUCCGAAUCCCAAUGGCAGCUUUGAUCCCUAUUUCUAUAACAAUUUAGCUCCGAAUCGCUAUUUGAGAUACAAAGAUCUUUGUGGGAGUAUUGCCAAUCCAAUGAACGCCUUGUGGUUCUGGCUUCUACCCUUCACCCUGAUGCUUCUGCCCGCCCUCUGCUGCAGUCAUUAUCUGAGAUGUUACUGCCGGUGUUGUAUGAAUGUUUGCGCGGAUCCCUGCGCGGCCCCGUGCGCGGCCCCGUGCGCGGCCCAGUGCGCGGAUCCCUGCGCGGCCCCGUGCGCGGAUCCCUGCCCGACCCCUUGUGUAGAUUCCUGCGCGAUCCCUUGCGCGGCUCCCUGCGCGACCCCCUGCGCAUGCGGCCGCUACAGACUACACCUGCUACACGUUGCCAAUGGAGUUCCCAGACUGCUCCUGCUGCACAAUGUCAGACUGCACCCAUUGCAGAUAUUUGCCAGUGGUGGACGAAACGAAUGUCGAUCACUUGAAUUUUAA
Drosophila kikkawai is the source of this 3885-nucleotide messenger RNA. The record is from RefSeq and is a predicted model, not a curated record. NCBI's taxonomy places the organism in Eukaryota, Metazoa, Arthropoda, Insecta, Diptera, Drosophilidae.